UGUGUGGGAGAGCGGCACAAAUUCCGUCUCACGGAGCAGCACGGAACGGGAACCGGGCGACUAACAUGAGUCCAGACCGCCCUUGUGAAGGGUUCCACCUUGAAGGAAUAAAACACCUCCCGCUAUUGUGAGAAGUACGCGUGAAGAGGAGCCAUUGAAUGUGAGGAAGGGAAGGCGAGGAAGAAAGGGAAGAGAGGAAGAUCAAAGGCGAAGCCAGGAACUUCACUGGAUCGGCUUCUUUACUUUGGAGACCCACGUUGGGUUCGUUGCUGUUCACACCUUGUUUGUGUUGUUGUUUUAUUUUAAUCUACUUCUUCCUGGAUCGAGCUCUGGUAAACAGAAGACACCGUUUGGAAGUACAAUGCAGGCCGUCGGUGUGGUUCUUCAACACAGGGACGCAUUUGGCAUCUAACCCACCCCCGGAUCUAAGCCUGUGCCCCCCUCCUCCUUCCAGCUGUGAGGGCCACCCCCCGGAUCUAAGCGUGUGCCCCCCCACCCCCAGAUGUAAGGCGCAGUGUCCCGGUAAUGGUACAAUGGUAUUGUCUGGGUUUAAUAAACAGGGCUCCACUCACCCUGGCAGAGGCCAGCCUCCUGCUGCUGUAGGCGGGUGAAGGGGACCUGAGGCUUCGCGGAGCUCUGGCUGUGCAGGCCCUGUGACAUUGCCAGUGGAGGGCCGCGCGCGCGUGAGUGUGCGUGCGUGUGUGUGUGUGUCUGUCACUGGGAUUAAUCCGAGUGGUCGCAUCACUCCCCACUCCAGUAGAAAGCGCCAGUAAGUGGAGCUAUUCUUAGCGUGAGGGAUGGGGUAAAAGCAGGCGGCUGGAAACCCAACUCCCCUCCACCUCCUCCUCUUCCACCCCUUCUGUCACCUGCUCAGCCCACCUGCAACAUGCUGGGCCAGCCUGGUUAGCACUCUGACUUGCAGCUAGUUCCGGUGUUUUUACAAGUAGAGUGGAAUAAUAACAACGGCUGGAUGAACUGUAUUUGAUCUGUCAUGCUGACUGUGGAGUCUUAUUGACCGGGAAUACUCGCUGUCCUGUAUUGUGCUGGUGACGGCUGCACUGGACAAGCCGGUACCGGAUUACUACCAAGAUGUCUGAAGAACUAUUAGCUGUGUGCUUUUGGGUCAACCUGCCCUGGACUAAGUGAAGCUAUCACAAGCAAAGCAGAGUCUCUGCUCACGCUCUUCCUCAGAGUAACCGCUCAUUACCAUACUGUAAUAGAAGAGACUUAUUUAAAAUAUCAGUCACCAGCGCUCUAGAGCAGUACGAACCUCCAGCACACAGAAAGAAUGCAUGAAACUGCCGAAACCAACGAAACAAAAAAGCUGACCUGACUAACCAAAUAUUCUAUUUACCCAGACCCACAGAAAAACAGAAUAUAUAUGUAGAAUGAAAGAUCUAUAUCUAUAGUGUAACUCCACAGAUGAGAUUACUUCCUUUAUAUUUUUACUUCAGAGAGACAAGCUGCCUGUACACCAGUUGGUUGCCUUAGAAACCACAGUCACAAAACAAACAAGGAAACAAAAGAAGCCAGAGAAGAAGGUGCCUUUUGAUUGGUUGGUCGGUUUCCCACCAUUUCAAGAUUCAUUGAUUUCAGUUGGAUGUAAACUGUUAAAGUGAACUCUGGGAUUGAAAACACGUCUCAUGAGAGACUAAAACUUGCUUCACAAGCCCCUCCCACCCGUCAAAGCGUUUUGAUUGACAGUGUUUCCCUGCUGGAUUGAUUACUUGCCGAGCACUUCCAUGGUGAUCACGUCCUCAUCCGUGGAGGACAAGACCGUUCCCUCUUGCAGGAUGGUCCAAACAGAACCCUGGAUCUCCUCUGCCCUGCUUCGCAAGAACAAGAGUGUAAGCAGCUCAGGAUGUCCGCCCACCUCCUCCUCCUCCUCCUCCUCCUCCUCCUCCUCCUCCACUGCCCAGGGCUUCUCCCUCGCUGAGCCAGCCAUGACCAGCCAGCACACACAUACACACCCCUCCUUCAGCUCCAUCCACUCCAUGGCCGAGCAGCAGCAGGUGCUGUCUGAUAUGACCAUACUCCAGCGGAGGAUCCCCCCCAGUUUCAGAGACCCUGCCAGCGCCCCACUGAGGAAACUCUCUGUUGACCUCAUCAAAACUUACAAGCACAUCAAUGAGGUGUACUAUACUAAGAAGAAGCGACGGGCCCAGCAGGUCCCUCCAGAGGACAGCAGCACCAAGAAGGAGAGGAAAGUCUACAACGACGGCUACGACGACGACAACUACGACUACAUUGUCAAAAACGGAGAAAAGUGGCUGGACCGCUAUGAGAUAGACUCACUGAUCGGGAAGGGCUCCUUUGGACAGGUGGUGAAGGCCUAUGACCACCAUGAGCAGGAGUGGGUCGCCAUCAAGAUCAUUAAGAACAAGAAGGCCUUUCUCAACCAGGCACAGAUUGAACUGCGCCUGCUGGAGCUCAUGAACAAGCAUGACACGGAGAUGAAAUAUUACAUAGUCCACCUGAAGCGUCACUUUAUGUUUAGGAACCAUCUCUGUUUGGUGUUUGAGUUGUUGAGCUACAACCUGUACGAUUUGCUGAGAAACACCAACUUCAGAGGAGUCUCCCUCAACCUCACCAGGAAGUUUGCACAGCAGCUCUGUACAGCGUUAUUAUUCCUGGCCACUCCAGAGCUGUCAAUCAUCCACUGCGAUCUGAAACCUGAGAACAUCCUGCUGUGUAACCCCAAGAGGUCCGCCAUCAAGAUAGUCGACUUUGGGUCCUCCUGCCAGCUGGGACAGAGGAUCUACCAGUACAUCCAGAGCAGGUUCUACCGCUCUCCUGAGGUCCUGCUGGGAAUGCCCUACGACCUGGCCAUCGACAUGUGGUCUUUGGGGUGCAUCCUGGUGGAGAUGCACACAGGAGAGCCUCUCUUCAGCGGCUCCAACGAGGUUGAUCAGAUGAAUAAGAUUGUGGAGGUUCUGGGGGUCCCGCCCAGCCACAUGCUGGAUGCAGCUCCUAAAGCCAGAAAGUAUUUUGACAAGCUGUCAGACGGUCUGUGGACAGUGAAGAAGAACAAGGACAUCAAGAAGGAGUAUAAGCCCCCAGCCACACGGCGUCUUCAUGAGAUUUUGGGUGUAGAGACCGGGGGCCCAGGGGGCCGAAGGGCAGGAGAGCCAGGACACGCCCCCUGUGACUACCUGAAGUUUAAAGACCUGAUCCUGCGCAUGCUGGACUACGACCCUAAAAGCCGCAUCACGCCAUUCUACGCCCUGCAGCACAAUUUCUUCAAGAAGACGACAGAUGAAGGAACCAACACCAGUUCAUCUACAUCCACCUCUCCUGCCAUGGACCACUCCCAUUCAACCUCCACUACUAGCUCUGUUUCUAGCUCUGGUGGCUCCAGUGGUUCUUCCAAUGACAACCGCAACUACCGCUACAGUAACCGCUACUACAACUCUGCUGUUACACAUUCAGACUAUGAGAUGACCAGCCCUCAGGCUCCCUCCCAGCAGCAGAUGAGGAUGUGGCCAGGCAGUGAUGGUGGAGGUGGGGGUCAGGACCCAGCAUACACCCAGUUGCUGCUCCACAAGCCGGCUGCCUCCCAACAGCACCAGCGCCACUUCCUGGACCCUCCCCACCACCCGCAUCCGACCUACUCCCACCAUGGGAACGGCGGGCGCGGCCUGCGGCAGAGCGGACAGACGGGCAUCGGCGGAGGGGGGGGGCAGCAGGGAUCCUCGCCCCAGAUGAGUGACAGCAUGGAUGUGGGCGUGUCCCUAGGGCUGCACCACCUGGGGGCGGUGUCUUCCAUGGAGGCCUCUCAGUUCGGCUCGGCAUCCCUGCCCCUCACUCUGCCAAUCGGACUGUCUGCCUUCCGGACUCGGACGGCCCCCACCGCCCCAGGGCCACAAGCCCCGCCCCCUGAGGACUACUACCCUGCCUCCAACAACAAUAACCCCGCUGCGGGGGGCAGAGGGAGGCCGGACUCAGACGAGGGGCCAGCCAACUCUUGAUAAAACCUGAACCAUGCCCUAAAGCCAUACAAUUUUAACUACAACUACUACAACUACACACAUACAGCCAGAGUUCAGAGACAAAGAGGUGAACUUUGUGCUGAAGGAGACAGUUUGUACUGCAUGAGAGGAGGAGGAGGAGGAGGAGGAGGAGGAGGAGGAGGAGGAGGAGGAAGAGGGAGGAGGAGGAGGAGGAGGAAGGAGGAGGAAGAUGAUGUUGGGAAAACUCUCCCUUUUUAUCCCGUUUUAGUUUGUUGUCCUUCUGUUGCGACUGUAAUUGGAAAGGAAUGAUUGUGACGAGUUUGUUUUUAUUAAUAUUAUUAUUAUUGUUGUUUAAUAUUAUUUGAUUUUUCUCGGGUUUGAGGAGUUGCGUGUUAUACUUGGUUGGUGUUUAAGCCUGAAGAGGAGGAGGAGGAGGAGGAUGGGAGAAUGAAGAAGAACAACAACAAGAAGAAGAGGAGAGAGAGGAGCCAUGCUUUUCCAUUUUACUCCAUGUGGAAGAUCACAUGUUCAUGGUCACGUUGGUCAGUUAUGACAUUAAUGUAUUCAUAUUUACAGUCCCUAGAGAUGAGCAGUCUGAACACACACACACACACACACACACUGCUGCAUCGAGAAGAAAGAAGUUGGUUUCAAAGGGUGUUUGUGAUUCAGGACUCCUGUCUGUGUUCAACUCACCUCUCCUCCCUCCGUCGCUCUUCACCUGGUGGUGACGGAGGGAGGGAGGGAGGUGGAGGGAGGAGAAGGUGGCAGGACACUGAUGACUUCCUGGCGCUCAUAGGUAUCUCCUCCUCCUCCUCCUCUUCUUCCUCCUCCUCCUCCUCCUCCUGUUGUGUUUCUCCUCUAGACAGCUCCUCCUCUCUGUGCUGCUAAUCACCAUGACAACUGGUCCGGAUUGCUGCUAAAGAUCCAACACAGAUCAAUAAAGAAAUAAAAAGAAAUAGAAACAGAAACAGAAAUAAAAAAAUUAAAAAAAACUUUUUAACCCUUCUGCUUAAGAGAAAAGGAUAAAGUAAGAACCACUGCAUCUCAAUGUAUUUAUUACUAUUUAACAAGAAAAAACAAACUGAAAGUAACCCUUUUUUCUGCUCUUCUUUGUUUGGUUGCCUUCUUUCUGCAGGUGAGCUCUGAUUGGCUAUUGUAACAGUGACAGUAACUGGUGACAUGGGAAUGCCACCAGUUGUGGGGGCUGGGUGGAGGGGAGGGGUUUGGGGC
Messenger RNA from Cyclopterus lumpus (lumpfish), 5183 nucleotides. It is a transcript of the gene dyrk1b, whose product is annotated as dual-specificity tyrosine-(Y)-phosphorylation regulated kinase 1B. Lineage: Eukaryota; Metazoa; Chordata; Actinopteri; Perciformes; Cyclopteridae. The transcript has 13 exons. Gene Ontology annotation, molecular function: ATP binding; transcription coactivator activity; protein serine/threonine kinase activity. The coding region runs from base 1743 to 3968 and encodes 741 amino acids. Gene Ontology annotation, biological process: peptidyl-threonine phosphorylation; positive regulation of DNA-templated transcription; peptidyl-serine phosphorylation. Gene Ontology annotation, cellular component: nucleus. The record is from RefSeq and is a predicted model, not a curated record.